Molecule: messenger RNA, 2725 nt
Organism: Fukomys damarensis (Damara mole-rat)
Lineage: Eukaryota; Metazoa; Chordata; Mammalia; Rodentia; Bathyergidae
Gene: Mettl14
Product: methyltransferase like 14
Exons: 11
Coding region: 156-1526 (456 amino acids)
Cellular component (GO): nucleus; RNA N6-methyladenosine methyltransferase complex
Molecular function (GO): mRNA binding
Source: RefSeq, a predicted model, not a curated record
GCUGCACCGGAAAUUCCUGCUGAGUUAACGAGGAGGAAUUCUUGCAUCCGGAAGGUCUUGAUCUGCACUGUGUCGCGUAGUAUCGGAACAAGUAUUGGACGAUGGUUUAUUCGUGAGUUUCAAGAUUCGGGAUAGUGAAAAACAGGAUUUAAGACAUGGAUAGUCGUCUACAGGAGAUCCGGGAGCGACAGAAGUUACGGCGACAGCUCCUCGCUCAGCAGUUGGGAGCUGAAAGUGCUGACAGCAUCGGAGCUGUAUUAAAUAGCAAAGAGGAACAGAGAGAAAUUGCCGAAACAAGAGAAACUUGUAGGGCUUCCUAUGAUACUGCUGCUCCGAAUGCAAAACGUAAGUACUUGGAUGAAGGAGAGGCAGAUGAAGACAAAGUGGAAGAAUACAAGGAUGAACUAGAAAUGCAACAGGAAGAAGAAAAUUUGCCAUAUGAAGAAGAGAUUUACAAAGAUUCUAGUACUUUUCUUAAGGGAACACAGAGUUUAAAUCCUCAUAAUGAUUACUGCCAGCAUUUUGUAGACACUGGGCAUAGACCUCAGAAUUUCAUCAGGGAUGUAGGUUUAGCUGACAGAUUUGAAGAGUACCCAAAACUAAGGGAACUCAUUAGGCUAAAGGAUGAAUUAAUAGCUAAAUCUAACACUCCUCCUAUGUACUUACAAGCAGAUAUAGAAGCUUUUGAUAUCAGAGAACUAACACCCAAAUUUGAUGUGAUUCUUUUGGAACCUCCUUUAGAAGAAUAUUACAGAGAGACUGGCAUCACUGCUAAUGAAAAAUGCUGGACUUGGGAUGAUAUAAUGAAGUUAGAAAUUGAUGAGAUUGCAGCACCCCGGUCAUUUAUAUUUCUGUGGUGCGGUUCUGGAGAGGGAUUGGACCUUGGAAGAGUGUGUUUACGAAAAUGGGGUUACAGAAGAUGUGAAGAUAUUUGUUGGAUUAAAACCAAUAAAAACAAUCCUGGGAAAACUAAGACUUUAGAUCCCAAGGCUGUUUUCCAGAGAACAAAGGAACAUUGCCUUAUGGGGAUCAAAGGAACUGUGAAGCGUAGCACAGAUGGGGACUUUAUUCAUGCUAAUGUUGACAUUGACUUAAUUAUCACAGAAGAACCUGAAAUUGGAAAUAUAGAAAAACCUGUAGAAAUUUUUCAUAUAAUUGAGCAUUUUUGUCUUGGUAGAAGACGUCUUCAUCUAUUUGGAAGAGAUAGUACAAUUCGACCAGGCUGGCUUACAGUUGGACCAACACUAACAAACAGCAACUACAAUGCAGAAACAUAUGCAUCUUAUUUCAGUGCCCCAAAUUCGUACCUGACUGGAUGUACAGAGGAAAUUGAGAGACUUCGACCAAAGUCGCCCCCUCCCAAAUCCAAAUCUGAUCGGGGCGGUGGAGCUCCCAGGGGUGGAGGUAGAGGAGGAACUUCUGCUGGCCGGGGUCGAGAAAGAAAUCGAUCCAACUUCCGAGGAGAAAGAGGUGGCUUUAGAGGAGGCCGUGGAGGAACACACAGAGGUGGCUUUCCGCCUCGAUGACUGUUAGACACUGGUGCUCCUAAUGCUCCUCUGACCUUUCUACUGUGGGAGACUUCAUUCUAGCUUGUGCUUUGCUAGUUUCUCUAAGCUACCAGGAAUAUAACUUUGCACCUUGCAGUUGUCACACACAGUGGCUGGUUUGUUACAGGAUAAAUGAGUGAUCCUGCCUUUUGUCAUGUGCAUCUACCUGACCAGAAUGGAACAACCCAAGUAGCUUCAUGUUCAGGAACUGAAUUUGUUCUAAUUCCAGCCAACUGCAAAGGCAUUUGCUGUGUAGAAAUAGUUGGGAAGUGCAGAUGACUUGCUGACAGAAGUUGAUAAGGCACAUCCUGCCACUGCUGCCCCAGCAGAGUGGAAACUGGGAGCCUUGGUAGAAUGGAGUUGGGACAGAUGGCCAGCUUCUAGCAGGGCUUUUACCAGUUGCUUGUUGAAAUGAUAAAAACAAGUAGACUUUGUGUUUUUGGUUUUUUCCUUUAAAAUUUUUUUAAAAAUCCAAAUGUAAUUUGAAUACUGAAGAAAUGGAGAGAUUUUGAACAAAAUCCCCUCCUUUCAUAUAUUGAUCUGAGAUAUUAAUCUGGAGCUUCCAAGGAUGGUUAAGAAAGCUGGAAGACUUAACAGGCCGACUUAGAAAAACAUCAUAAUUUUAGUUGUGUAGCUGGCUCUUAAUUGUGCCUCUUAAGAAAAAAAUGAAGAUAUCCAAGUGUGAGGAUUUUGGUGUAGAUGUGAACUUGACUGACCUUCAGUGCAGUCUCAUAUUCCCCUGUUAUAAAAGUAACGGAAGUAUUAAAAUAGAGACACCUCCUUAUCGGGUUUGGCCUAACCAUUUUGAGAAACAAGCACUUGGUGAUGAGGAAUGGCAUAUGCAUCUUUAACCUUGAUAACUUUCAUGUAAAAGCAGUUUAUUUGAAAAUCCUCAAAGAAUAUAACUUGGAAAAUGGAAAUGCAUUUCACUUUUAUUAAAACCACAGUGUGAUAACUUGUUUUUAAGGGGCGGAUGGUGUGGACCAGUUAGUUAUAUAUGAGCUCAUGCUGUUAUUUCUCUUCCUAUACUGUUAACUCACGUUUAAAUGCAUUUAAUGAGAUCAGACCAUUAUUAUUCUUAAUAAAUGCUGCUUUAUUUUGUUACAGUUUUUCUAAUGAAACUUUAAACCUUUGAAAUUUGAGUCUUGGUUUUCCCUAUCUGGAAUUACUGUUAGUAC